Messenger RNA from Spinacia oleracea (spinach), 820 nucleotides. RefSeq names its product V-type proton ATPase subunit F. Bases 188 to 577 code for a protein of 129 amino acids. The record is from RefSeq and is a predicted model, not a curated record. Gene Ontology annotation, cellular component: proton-transporting V-type ATPase, V1 domain; membrane. Gene Ontology annotation, biological process: proton transmembrane transport. The transcript has 5 exons. Gene Ontology annotation, molecular function: proton-transporting ATPase activity, rotational mechanism. Lineage: Eukaryota; Viridiplantae; Streptophyta; Magnoliopsida; Caryophyllales; Amaranthaceae.
AAAAGAAAAAAAAAAAGAGAAAAAUAGUAGUGUAUUGUGUAGAUGAUUGAAGAAGCUCUUUCUUUAUCGCAGAUCUUAUACAGAAUCAGUGUUCAUCAUCCAAGGUCCAUAAACUCCCAAAUUCGACCAAAAAUCCAGCUUAAUCGGCAUUAAUCCCAGAAACUUUGAUUGUUGACCCUGUUUGACCAUGGCGAACAAACCUCAAAUCCCGAAUAAGAAUUCUGCACUUAUUGCUGUUAUUGCUGAUGAGGACACAAUUACUGGCUUUUUACUUGCUGGAGUUGGUAAUGUUGAUAUCAGGAGGAAGACGAAUUAUCUGAUUGUGGACAGUAAAACAACGGUAAAACAAAUCGAAGAAGCAUUUAAGGAGUUCACAGCAAGGGAGGACAUUGCAAUUGUGUUGAUCAGCCAAUAUAUUGCAAAUAUGAUCAGAUUUUUGGUUGAUAGCUACAACAAACCAAUUCCAGCAAUUUUGGAGAUUCCAUCAAAAGACCAUCCCUAUGACCCUGCGCAUGAUUCGGUUCUUUCACGGGUUAAAUACCUCUUCUCUGCCGAAUCAUCAUCAAGCAGAUUUUAGUCAUAUGAUGUUCGUCUGAAUGUUGAAUGUUUUGAUUUCCGAGAACUGUUCACAUUCUGAGUUGAUAUUCCAUUCCUUUGUUUAUGUUCACAAAAUAAGGAGUGUAAUUAAUUUAUUACUUUUUGUAUGUCGACCUUAAACGAGUUUGUCUCUGAACAGCAAUUCCAUGAUUAUGCUCCAUUCAAAGCUUGGAUAACCAUGUUUUUAUUUCUCAGUUUUGUAAUCAGGGAAUACAUUUUACUA